AGGUGCCGUCUUGUGUUUUUCGUCUAGAUUUCUUUGUUGGACUGGUGCUUCACAUCACAAGCGCGUCGAUCGUGGGUCCAGUAAAAUGUCAGAUUAUCGAACACAGGUAAAUAUUCCAGUUACCAGGGAUGCUCGUACCUUUGAACAACGUCGGAAGGAUAUGUUCAACAACUUAGAGCGUCGUACAAGUACACGACUUAAUGAUAGAGUUGGGGCACCUUCGGACACCUCGGCUACUUCGCUAACCACGGAUUCUGGUAUUGCCGGCAACACAUACCGAUCACCUGAUGAUUGGGACCGUGACGUUGACCGCUGGAUCGGUGAAAGCCGACGACGCUGGAAUGAGGAAAUGCGCAGAAUGAGGCAGGACAUGUUUGCACUAGAACCCGUUGAUGACUUCACAAUGGACCGCUGGGGUCCCAUGGAUGCUAUAGGAUCUUUCGACCACCCAACAUCACAUUCAUCCAUGAUAGCAAGAAUGGAGCGAGAGAUGGAAACGCUACGGCAACAAAUGGGCGAUAUGAGUUCUCUUGGCCCGACGAGAUUUCCUGGGACGAGCGGAAGAACCAUUCAGUCCUCGAGCACAUCACGAGUCACCACGUCCACAACAAGUGGAAGUGGUGACCCACGCAGUAUGCAAACGCGUAGCAAUGUGCAAGAAAGCGUUCAACAUUCGAGAACAGUCAACGGAGUCACGACAGGUACAUCUAGCCAUUCAUCGAUGUCGAGCAAGUCCACUGGACCGGAAGCUUUGAGGCUCACACAGGGCGGUACUCCUGGGGCUUUGCUGCCCCAAGGAAGUGUUCCAGGCGGAGUGAUGAACUUUUUGAAAGAUGCAUACGAGUUAGAUGAAGAUGGACAGGUGCAUUUCAAAGUGCGUUUCGACGCGAAAGAUUUCGCCCCAGAAGAUAUCGAUGUCACAACGGUAGAUAAUCGUCUUACUGUACAUGCGAAAAAAGUUUCCAAGACCGGUGGAAACGAAACGGCAAAAGAAUUCAGCCGAACGAUUGACUUGCCACAAUCCAUUGACCAUGAACAUUUCCAGUGCAACUUGACCGAGGACGGGGUGUUAAUACUUGAUGCGCCUGUCAAAGCUCCAGACUAUCAGUCAAUCACGUUCGACAAAGACUCUCAUCUUAGUAUCAGACCAAAAUCUGAAGCGGAACUGCGAUCGACUUCAAGCUCCACACGUAAUCCUCUUCUUGCCCCAAUCGGUGUUUCUGGACCAACCAUCUUGAACGAUGGUCCCAGCGGUCGUAAACUGCAUCUUGAGGUUCCUGUAGAUCCUGAAUACAAAGCAGAAAACUUAUGUGUACGUAUGGACGCGAAUCGCAUAAUUGUGUCAGGAAAACAGCAGAGUACCAGCGGUGGACGUUCAACUCAAGAGUUUUCCCGAUCUUACGAAGUACCGGAAACGGUUGAUCCCUUUUCCGUGACGGCUCAACUUAGCGGCACCACUUUGAUCAUCGAAGCACCGUUGUUGUGCUCAAUGUGAGCGCUACUGGCGGACUGGUAACAGAAAGUCAAACAAGCCUACCUACUGGUUCGCGCAAUCUUACCAUUAACUGUGCAUGCAUACAUAAACACACCCGUCUCUGUCUUCCGUAGGUGCAGUGACCUUGCAUGUUUACCCUCAUUGGUAAUAACAGUCAACUUGACUCACACGAAUCGAUACCUUUUGCUUUUGUGUGUGAGUGCGUUUUCAUAUGUGGUACAGCGCCUUCUUGUGUACCCUUGCCUUAUCCAUCAUUUUCGCCUGGUCAUAUUACGUUUGCACCUUUUUGUUCGGAUUAUGUUCCCUACAGGUUAAAUCAAUCCAAUGAAAAUAUGAUUUCUUGCUAGACUUGCCGGCGAUGAGCUGUUCCAACAUAGUGUUUUUGUAUAAUCAAACCAGCAGAUGAUGUCAGGAAAUAACAGCUGAUUAAACUGCCCCCGU
This is a messenger RNA of Opisthorchis viverrini, 1936 nucleotides long. RefSeq lists its product as hypothetical. The transcript is spliced from 5 exons. The record is from RefSeq and is a predicted model, not a curated record. The coding region runs from base 86 to 1495 and encodes 469 amino acids. Gene Ontology annotation, molecular function: protein folding chaperone. Gene Ontology annotation, biological process: protein refolding; response to heat. NCBI's taxonomy places the organism in Eukaryota, Metazoa, Platyhelminthes, Trematoda, Opisthorchiida, Opisthorchiidae.